AUGCAGUGUGAACAGGAUCAUCCUCUUAAAUCGUGGCUUUUAGAGCAGGCUAAGUAUCUGGAAGAAAUGAUCUGUCUGGAAGGCCGCGGAUAUGAUAUGCAGCAUGCUAAGUGUCAUUGCAAUGGCGAGGGGGAGCCAAUUUACCGGUGCAGAGAUUGCUUUGGAACUGAGAUGAUGUGUCAAGAUUGUAUCGUCGGAUGUCAUGCAAGCCAUCCUUUGCACAGAAUAGAUGAAUGGGACAAGAAGUUUUUCCGGUGCACCUCACUGAAAUGCCUUGGCUUGCGUGUGCAGCUCGGGCAUAGUCCAGGGGAAUGGUGCCUCAAUGCCAAAUCUGCCAGCGAUGAUGGCUUUGUAGUCGUUGAUGUGCAUGGGAUUCAUGAAAUUGGAUUGGAUUAUUGUGGGUGCGAAAGGGUGCAGAUUCACUAUAUUCAGUUGCUACGCGCACGUUGGUUUCCAGCUACGUCUUCUGAGCCUCAGACGGCAGCAAGCUUCGCUCUUCUGGAGAUGUUCCAUCUGCUGUCUUUUGAAUCAAAAGUUUCAGCAUACGAGUUCUAUCAUAGUCUGGCCCGACGCUCUGACAACACCGGAAUGACUCCGAUCAAGGACCGCUAUUCUGCUUUUUUAAGAAUGAUACGAGAGUGGCGCAAUCUGAAGGCUUUCAAACGGGCGGGAAAAGGUCAUGAUCCUGAUGGCCUGGGCUCUAUACGUGAGGGGGAAUGUGUAGUAGUGUGUCCUGCAUGCCCCCAUCCGGGCAAGAACCUGCCAGAAGGCUGGGAGAAGGCACCAACCAAUACAAGAUGGCUGCAUGCCCUUUUUCUUGCAAUAGACGCGAACUUCCGUCUCAAACGGAAAGUGGUAUCAAGUGACGACUGUGACCCUAGCUUGAAUGCUGGGUCAGCGUAUUUUGUUGAAGAAUGUGAAUACAAGACAUACCUGGCGGAACGCAUCACUGUGCCACAAGAGCGGAGUACAUGCGUUAGCCACAAUGCUGUUAACAUGGCCGAUACGAAGUCAGCAAGAGGUCUCGCAGCCACAGGUGUAGGAAUAGUUGACUGUGCACGGCACGAGAUGAAGCUCGCUCACGGUGUUGGUGAUCUUCAAAAGGGGGAGAAGUACGUGAACAUGGACUACUUAGUUUUCUCCGUGAUCGCCGGCAGCAACGUACUCGACUUCAACCUGUCUUACGAUAUCGUGUGCCAAUGGCACAAGAAGAUCUGGAAUCGUUUGGACACCAUGCCUCUCAAUCUAUGGUUUGAUCGGGAGAAGAAACACUUGCGAUUUUUUGUCCCAAAAUUUCAUCUCAAUGCUCAUGUCCCCGCUUGUCAGACAAAAUUUUCAUUUAAUUAUUCAAAGGGUGUGGGGCGCACAGACGGAGAAGCGCCAGAGAGAGGUUGGGCCAAUAUCAACCGGGUAGCUACAAGCACCAGAGAAAUGGGUCCAGGCUCGCGUCGUGAUACAUUAGACGACAAUUUUAGUGACUGGAAUUGGAAGAAAGUCACGAUGCUUGGUCGCACUCUCCUACGUAAACUGAAGGAUGCGGUGAUCUGCGCCAAGUCCCAUGGUGAAGAACUCGUGGAUCUUGAGCGCGCCAUCGAUGAGGUUAACCUUGCCACCUGGAAAUCAGAAGUGGAGUCUUGGGAAGAGGACAGUUCACAGCCUAAUCCAUUCGAAAGCCGUGUUGCACAUAAGUCAAUGACACAGACUGUGGUCCGACUACAACUUGCUGAGAACGAGGCUCGUGAUUUAGAGGCUGGUAUCAACACUUCCUUGCACAAUGAAAUAUCACCAUUUCGGCUCAUCUCCUCUGGAUUAGACUUAGAAGAUCAACAGCGUCAUUUUCGUGCAGAUGCUGCUGCUCUCGGGGUUCAUGCCACAGAAACCCAAAGAACCAACUUGUGCAUGCGAGGCAACGCACUUCGGCGCAAGAUCGAGGCAUGGACAGUGGUCCAGGCCCUUUAUAUUCCUGCUGUUGUCUCACUCCGUGCAGGAGAUCUAUCAGCCCCAGUUGCAGGCACUGACAAACCUGACAAUCUCACUCUCUGGUUGCCUUCCACAUUGCCGCCUGCAUACCAAUGUGACCAUGUCCUUCGCAUGCUGGAAUGGGAUCUGAGAUUUUCUCAGGCGAAAGAUGCUUUGAAUGAAGUACGCCAGACUAUACGACUCUCCUCCCACCUCAAGUCAUUCAAGCGCAUUCAUAUACGUGGCCAACGAGCAUCAACACGUGCUCGUGGCAUGUUGGAUCUCAUGGAAACCAAGAAGAUGGCAAGCAAACUCAAGUAUGAUGAUGCACGCUCAGCGCUCCUCACUCUCGGGCCAUUGCUCGGCAAGGUGGCUUGGGAGGAGAGUUUACAUGUAUUACAUGUCAUGGACAUGCGCCCAUUGGGUGAUAUCGCUGCCGGUCAGUCAGAAGGCACACGAGAUAUCUCGUGGAUCUGGAAAACACCAGGUGCCUUGCACAACGGCGAUGCUGGCCUGCAAGACUGCCUGCGCAUCGAAUGGUGCAAAGCGCGAGCACGUGCAGAACGCUGGUCAGAAGAGGUCUUGUUGCUUCUCGAAGAAAUGCGCAGAGUGGUCGAGUUUUUCUGGUGGCAGUCGCGCUGGUGGAAAGAACGAGGAGCUGUUGUUUCUGGUCCUGCCUUCUAUCAGGAGGGAGCUCUCGCCUAUGCAGAACGACAAGCGUGCCUACGGUUAGCGAUGGCUAACCACUGCCAACGACUUUGGAUUGAUGUUCCAAAAAUAGUAGCAUCUCAACUUCUUCCAGGCGACAAUGACGACAAUGACGACGACAACUCGGACGUACCUACUGAUGUAUAUAUUGAGGGCCCACCACCCGAUGAAAUCGAGAAUUGA
Molecule: messenger RNA, 2850 nt
Organism: Suillus clintonianus
Lineage: Eukaryota; Fungi; Basidiomycota; Agaricomycetes; Boletales; Suillaceae
Exons: 10
Coding region: 1-2850 (949 amino acids)
Source: RefSeq, a predicted model, not a curated record